Molecule: messenger RNA, 2846 nt
Organism: Scatophagus argus
Lineage: Eukaryota; Metazoa; Chordata; Actinopteri; Scatophagidae
Gene: apln
Product: apelin
Exons: 3
Coding region: 2433-2636 (67 amino acids)
Biological process (GO): signal transduction
Molecular function (GO): apelin receptor binding; hormone activity
Source: RefSeq, a predicted model, not a curated record
CUUUAACUAGGUCUUAGUACAAUCAUAGUGCAGUGCAGUGCAUUGUGCAGCACUGAAGGUGUGUCCAACACCUUUGGCUAGUGAAGCAGUGCAAAAUCUGGUCACAAAGUGAGGCAUAAGUCGUUUUAAGUGUAACAUGAAUUAAACAUAUCAGAGUGUCAUCUCCCUUUCCCUUUAAAAACCAGGUGCGCCUGCACCUGGCAAAUUAGUUAGCUGGUGGACCCUCUACCGCCUCCCAGUCCUUUAUCCCAUCAUCAGCUCCAAUUAACUGCAUUUGAGCAAAUGCACCAAUAUUUAACUGAGGAGGAGGAGAGCUGCUGUGCUCCCCCGCGUAUGUCAGAGUGAUAUGAAUGGGUGUGCUUGGACAUAAAAUUAACAUGCUGAUUAACGGUGGAUGGGAUGCAGGUGGGUGAAAUAAAACGUAAGAAAUACACGGUGCGCAUUUUGUGCUUCAGCUAAACUUCUUGAAUAUUUAAAUGUCUUAAGGUAAUAAAUAUUACGCAUUCUUCUAAACAUCCAAAAGGUCACACACACAGUUUUGACCUGUUUGACCUAUUUCAGUCUGAAUCAAAGAUGUGAACUGACCAACAUUGUUGACCAACAUUAGCACACUGCCAACAAAUCUAAGAAGCACAGUCACCUAUGAAAGAAACAUCUUUGAUCAUUUAUGAUGUUUCUGAUGCCAAAAAAGUACAAUCACACUGAGGGGACACAGGGUUAACCCAUCUCCUCUCAUUUCAGUACUGACCAGUUUCCAUUCUCCCACACAAUUUUACACAUCAAGAUACAUCAGUACAAACUGCAGUGGACAAGAUUUAUGGCACAGAGGUGCCAGAUAAAUGAUGUGGGGACAGUAAAGAAACAGAGGAGAGAUGAAAUGGGUUUGUGAUGCUGAGCCAACGGAGAAAAUGGAUCAGUGAGAUUGCACGCAAUUGAUUCAUGAUCAGCGUGACUGUGAGUGAUGAGCAAGACAAGUAAACAAACAAAUAAGAUUCAAGAGGACAGCAAAUCAAUUUGCACUGACACAGAGGAAAAUUAAACACAGCGAGAAAUUCAUUUUGGGUGACAUGCUUGACGCGCAUGUUUACAUUUGAGCAGCAACAGUUUUUAAACCUUGAACACAAACCUGUGCUUACUUGUUGGUAUAGUUAGACUCACAGCUGAUAUAGUUUAAUCUCUUAUGUAUUAGUGGCAGAGGAACCAUUAUGCUGUGGCUGCAUUUACAAGCACAGACAUUUGUUAUGUGGUCAUUUUGGCAGGCAAUACACACAAAUCAGCUUUACAACUAUUAGUAAGUAGCUCUGGCCCAUUUGCCAUGCUGUCUGUGUUCAUGCAUUGACACACAACGCUGUGAUAUACAGUUUGCUCUUGCCAGCCACGAGGGCAGCUGAUGAACUUGGCACUAAACCAGAGGACAGCCAUUUCUCUUUUCUGACAGGAUGGACAAGUGCUUGAAGAUAUAUAUCACUCUGGGCUCCACUCAUGGACUGCUGCAGACUCAACAGGGAUAAGCUGUCAGUAUUCCACUUUCUGCUGGCCCUUAAGACAGACAACCAGCCAUUUAAGAAAGAAAACAUAACAGACACCACCUUAGGAAGUGUUGGUGAAACUAGGGCAGCAAAUUGGGGAGCAGCCAACCAACUAUUCAUCAUUAGUCUGAAGACUUGCCAGUUUGUGACACUAUCAACUAUUCUCUGCUUGACCACUUCUGGCUGUCCUGCUCUUGUCCUUUUCAUGGAGAAGAGCAGGGGUGGCAUCAAUUUCAGUGGCAGUAAUAACCAGGCAUUCCUGAAAUUCCCUCUUUAUUAAACUUUAAUUAGGGAAUUACCAAGUGGGGGAAGAAGUGUUGAGAUUUGGUGGAACGAGGGCAAUACCAGGACUCCAAGGUCAUCAGUAGUCGAGAUAAGAUGCUUAGUGUUGUGAGACACAUGUUACUCUGCUAUUUUACCAGCUGAACCCAAACAUGGGAAUCUCUCAUGAGAAAAGAUCAAAUGGGAUACUAAAAAGACUGGAUCCAAUUCCAGAGCAAUAAGAUAGCGGUGAUGUCUUUGUUUAUGGAGAUGAAAUAUGCAUUAUCCAAUGAUAAACCUGCCAUGGAAACAAUCAGAAGGUCUUAUCUAGAUGCAACAGAUGCUGCCACAGUGAAUCUAUAUGAGUUCCACUACAGAUGGUUUGCUGUAAGUCCUAUCUGUUGCAGAAAGAUGCUUCCCUACAGGCUGCAAGAGUUAAUCUAUACUGCCAGUGUUAUCACCAGGACCCAGCUUAUUUUUAGCAGCUUUCAUUACACUUUUCUUUCCUGUAGCCAGAUUGGAUGAGUUGAGAUUUGUCAGGAGAAUCACAAGAUGUUCUUCCUUUAAACCCCAGUGCCGAGCACCGGCUGACAGCUUUCUAUGGCAGGAGACAUCUAAAUUGUCUCAUUAUGGACCUGGGUUAUGACAGCCUGGGCCACCCGGAAAGAAACAGCAGAUGGGUUGUGUCCCAUGGCCUCCACGGAGCAUGGCAGAGAGCUGGAAGAGGCAGCGAGAAAAGUGGUCCAGCAAAACCCUGCAAGGGGCGGUCAGACCCACAGACCAGCCGGCUGGAAGAGGAGACGCCCACGGCCACGUCUUUCCCACAAGGGACCCAUGCCGUUCUAGAGCAAGGCACUGCUUUGUGCGCCCUCCCCCAGGUUCUGAUUUCAAUGCUCUUCCUUUGCCUUGGGGGGCCUUGCAACGAAGGGCCUAUGCUUGCCCAGCCUGAAGAGUGAUGUCCAUAGCACCUGCUGGUUCUUCAAGCAACUCUGUCCACAAAAAAAUCAGGACAAGCAGCUCACCCUCAGCUCUAAGAGGAAUUGGGAGGGGGGGGAG